This is a messenger RNA of Lymnaea stagnalis (great pond snail), 14154 nucleotides long. NCBI's taxonomy places the organism in Eukaryota, Metazoa, Mollusca, Gastropoda, Lymnaeidae. The record is from the annotation of a GenBank genome assembly.
AAUUUAUAAACUUAUUUAUGACACGAGGGAAAAUGUCUCAAGCCAGACUUUUGCAUAACUGAACUUAGACAACAAAAUCCAACAUUUAAAAAUCUGUCAAAUAGUAACUGUCUGAGAUAACGAGAACAUACGAGAUAUUAACACACAAAAUGGCGAUCUGAUGUACGACAUUGGUUAUUGUUUACUAUGACUUUACAACUAGAAAUACAAUAACUAAUAUCUGAAUACUACUACUAAUCUGUUGAAUUUCGUUGUUUGCUUUCGCAUGAGUUCAAUUCAGAACACCGGUUCACUGGACGGACAAGAGUCCGCAAGGUAUUUUAAUUUUACAGUAAUUAUCCCAUUCAUAUUCAAUCGGAAUCAUAAUCAUACAGAUUAAAUGCCAAAUUACUAUUACAUAUAUGAUAUAUGACUACAUGUCCAUGUUCAAUCAAUUCAGUACUAAGAAUUGUACUCACUCAACUGAGUCAACUCACUGAAUUAUUGUGAGCAUUUUAUGUAUUGUGAAUAUACGGGUCUAGGGCUAGCACUUAACAUUUUUAUAGGCCUAAAUUUAUGAAAAACAAAUUAAAUAUGGUAAAUUUAGCCAAGGCCAAGAUGAGUAAUUUCAUAUAAAACGCUUACACAACGAUUCCUACAAAACUACAAUGUUCUACUGGUAGAAAAGUACAAUAUAUACCAAACUUUGGCUUAUUUUGGGUUAGCCGUAAGGCCUGUGAUUGUGAUAUGUUCCAUGGUCUAUAGGUUAUGGAGGUCCCCCCCCCACCACUGUCAACGUCUGUCUAUAGUAUAGCUACGUAUUGAGCUCCGUAUUCAUGAGCUCCGUAUUCAAAAGAUUUCGAUUUUAAUCUCUGUUGAUACUUUAAGCAAAUUUUUGUUUUCUCAUUUUCAAUUUUUAAAUUAUUUUUAUUUUAAAAAACUCAUUUAUUGUUUAAAUUAAUUGUUAUUCAACUAAUUUAGGAACCUUGGUGACAAGCGGGAUAACCUGAAAUCUAAAUCUUAAUUAGGUUGUCAAAAUGGUGACCUCCGUUUUUUUAGUAUAGUUUUACAAAAACUGAAAUCAUUUUUCAACUACCAAUAAUAAAAAGCCCAUCUGCAUUAAAGAAAGAUAAUUAUUGUUUAAUUAUUGUUAUAAAUAAAAGUAAAAGAUGUGCUGUAUAUGUAAUGAUAUGUUAAAUAAGGUUGAAGAAUAUAAUAGUUUUAAUCUUUUCAAGUUAAUAAAAAAAUUAAUGUACUCAUUUUAAUUACCGUACCCUCACCAAAAUUAUUUUAAAACUGUUAUUGCUACAAAUGUGGCAUCCAUUAUACAAUUUUUUUUUCUCUUAUCUGUGUCUGGGUAUUUGAUGAUGUUUUUAAAAGCUUUAGGGUAACUGGAAAAUACAUAAAAUAAAAUGAAAUCUGCACAUAACAUCAAAAUAAUAUUGUCAUUAACCUAUACAUUAAUUUUUAGUAAUUUAAUAUUAACAACUUUGAAAUGAGACUAUUUUAGAUAUCUGACAUCAUAGUAUAUGUUAAUUUGAAACUAGUUGUAAAUUUAAUUUUAGGACCAUGCGCAACUCAGCAGAGGCGUUAAAAAAUAAAUUUCAGGAACAACUGUUGAGGAGUACGUCUGUUUUUUUCUACAAGUAAAUGUCUAAAAUGCUUUGAAAAGUGCAAUAACACAAGUCUAAUUUAAAAUAACCAAAUCAAAAGGACAAGAGGAAAUAUUUUCAGUACAACAAUAUCUUUCUAGCUGGAAAAUUACUUAUUUGGUUUAACUUUGAGGGUUUGAGGUGGAAACGUUUGAUAGCUUUUUUAUUCUAAUAUAUUAGUUCCCUGAAAAUUAUACAGAUAUCACAUGGAGUUGCAGCUAUUUUCUUUCAACUGGGUAGAAUUAUUUGAUACAGGGUGGAAACAAAGAUAACCGAAUAAAUUACUAAUUUAAUUAAGAUUUAAAAAAUUGCUUUUAACUUAAAAUAUGUGUUCACUUCUUAGGAAAUUGCCAAAGCAUCUCUCACAAAAUUUUGUUCUGGAAUUUUCAUUUUUUUUUUUCUUUCUACAGUGACCUGACAGUUGAACACUCUCUGAGUGGUAAAGUGCCAAAAGUGUCUGAAUCUACAGAAAAUAUGUCGUAAGUAGAAAUCAAAGAAUUCUUUAAACCCUCUCUUAGUCUUUGUGACAGAAUUAAAAAAAUAACAACUUACAAACAAAAAUAUUGGAUAGCUCAUAAAAUUUCAUUCUGACAAUUGUUUCUAAUGUAUUUUGACAGCAAACGUGGUGCAGCCCAACAGGUGAUAUUUCAGUACUUCAACCAGCUCACAGAAGGCUGCGGCAAUGAAUCCUGCACUAAUGAAAAUUGUGCCUCUAGUAGGACAUUCCGGUUUAAAGAGAGUGAUAACAACACUUUGGCCCUAGAGGCAAUAACUCUGUCUAAGGCUAAAGCCACUUUAUGCGAAAGGCGUCCAAGAAAAAUUUCUCGUCUUCCUACAGAGCAAGAAAAUGGGACAUUGGACACUUCUGUUCUGGUUGCAUCCAAGGAAUUGGGUAUGAGAACUAAAAGCAAAAUGUUAUCACCAACUGCAUCAUCAUCAGUUGAUGUUGGGUCUUCACAAUCACCUCAUGGCAGCAACUCUGAAAGUAAGCCAAAGGAGAACAGCUAGCCAUUAACUUUCAAGUCAUUUUUUGAAAAAAAUUUUUGUUUAAUUUUCAUUUUUUUGUUGUAGUUAGCUUUAAGGGGGGUUGGUGUGUGGGGUGUUGUAGUUAGCUUUAAGGGGGGUUGGGGGAUGGGAUGUUGUUAGCUUUAAGGGGGGUUGGGGGAUGGGGUGUGGUAGUUAGCUUUAAGGGGGGUUGGGGUGUUGUAGUUAGCUUUAAGGGGGGUUGGGUGAUGGGGUGUGGUAGUUAGCUUUAAGGGGGGUUGGNCGCUCUUGCGAUCGUGGGGUGUUGAAGUUAGCUUUAAGAGGGGUUGGGGGAUGGUGUGUCGUAGUUAGCUUUAAGGGGGGUUGGGGGAUGGGGUGUGGUAGUUAGCUUUAACUCAGUCAAAGGGGAAAUAUUAGACAUUUCUAGGGGUAUGUCAAAAUUACUUUUUAGAAAUUUCUUUGGUGUGAAUAUUCAUGGGACCAAUGUCAUUUUAGAUUUAUCUGAUAUUAGGGAAUUUUUUUUAUUUUCGUCCAAACAUUUUUAGAUACAAUAUGGCAUACCAUUGACAAAAAAAUAAUUAAUUUGUGUUGUUUAUAAUACUUCAACAUUUUUAAUAUUGUAAUUUAAUAAAUUAUUCCCCCCCCCAGUUAAAGAACCCAACUACUUAACAGAAGAGAGACUAAGUGCUGUAAUUCAUGAUUGCCAAGCCAGUAACGAAUGGCUUAAGCUCAUCCACCUCAUUGGCUCUGUUUUCAACAAUCCUGAAUCUAUUAUUAUGAGUUUUCGGAAAAGCUACCCAGUUUCAAGCCCACCAAAAGUUAACUUGGUCUCACCUGAUGAUUCUAGUUCACCACCCAUCAGUCAGCCAGGGAUAGAGUCUCCAACGGUUCCUACAGUGAGUAGCAUAAAGGAUCCUGAUUUAACAGUUGACCUUCCAGCCUUAAGACGGGCUUUUAAGCUGUUGAUGGAUGUGCCAGAUCAGCCUUAUCAAGGUGCUCUGAUCAAUGCUCUGACAGCUCUUUCCCAGACACUGGAAUAUGAGACAAAGUACAAUAAAGUGUUAGAGAGACAAACAGAUUACAUUAAUGUUUUUAUUGUCGUCAUGGAGAUACCAAUGCUCCAUUUCCCAGAAUAUCUUGAAACUGCUUUUCCGGGAAUUAACAAAGUUAUAGGUUUGUUACCUGUAAGUGCUCAAGCUAGACUAGCCAGAAUAUGGUCGACUUUUGAUCAAAGUCGUCUCAAAGACAUGGUGCAAUCAUUACAACAAUUGAUUACAGUCAAGGUGAGAAAUAUAUUUUUUUCCCCUUCUAAUAUAGAAUUCUAAGUAUUGUCACUUUGGUCUGUUUCUGAUAGGUUUUAUUUAAAGAAAAGGGCAGAAUUUUUCAAUUUUAUUCAUGCAUUCUCAACUGCUCCACACAGCAGCAUAAGAUUUGAAAUGUUGUAUAAGCUCUUAGUAAGCUGCAUUUGAAAUCUAUUUUUAGAAGUCACUUAGCUGCUGUAUAAUUUUAAUACAACAGUUUUGUUCAAGCACUCUUCCCUUCUUCAAGUACAGAUUACUGUUGUUAUUAGACCAUGAUAUGUUAAUGGAAAAUAAAAUCAGGCUUAAUACCGGGGUGGCCAAAUCGUGGCCUGCUGGAUGUAUCACAAAUGUACUUACUUCUUCGUUGACGUAAGCAAUUAUUAUUUUUUUUAUUCUUGGCAUAAAUGCACUGUUAUGUACCAUUGUGGCUAAUUUAAUCUAUUUGCUCAUAGAAUAAACAAUAUGUAAAAAAGGACUGAGAAAAAACAGCCUGCAAAUAAAUGAUACCAAAGCUAGUGAUCCUAACAAUAUUUAAAUUUAAUUAGACUAUUAAAUUUCUAUACAAAGUCACGUUUGAUUACAGAAACAAAAAAACUAUUUAAACUAUUUUGAAAUUGUCAAGUACUAUUAUGACAGGAUAUUUUACUAUUUUGGGAGUUCCAUGGUAUCCGGGUCUGUUUACAAUGUUUUGUGUGUUCCUUUUGGACCAUUUGUUAGUUUUGAUUUGACACUUGGCACCCUAAGAUUUCAAACUUUGCCGCAAAUAUUGGUCAAAUUGGCAUCAACAAGCUGCAUUUUUAAAAUGUAAAAGUUCUCCUCCCAUAAAUCUAUAUUUACCAAUUAUUAUGCACUUAGUUUUAUAGCCUGUGUGUUGACCUAACUUUUGUUAAUUCAACCUUACGUCCCCUCUCUCCUAUUUAAAAAAAAAUGAUAUUUACGCCACCCAUUAAAUUAUCCGACCCUCCCUUGAUUGGAAAAAGUUUGUUAACGUUCAAAUUCGUUCUAAAGAAUGCUAUCGGCUGAUGCAAUUUCAGGAAUUUCUUCUGUGGAGGGCUCCAACUCCCUUCCUAUAAAUAAGUUGGCACCUUUCCUAACCAAAAAAGAGAUUUUUGCUAGAUUUCCUAGAAACGACUAUGAGUCAUAUUAUACUUAUAGGAGCCUAACAUGAUUUCACUUUUUAUGUGUGUGUGUACAUUAAUAUUUGUAUCUUUUGUGAAUUAUACUUUUUCACUUGCUGUGCUAUAAGUUAAUAUGGUUCUUAUUUCUGUAUAUUUGUUUUUGUAUUUUUAUUUAAAUUUAUUAGUAUAAUUAAAUUUAAUGUCGUUAAUAUCACUAGCUUUGGUAUCGGUUUUCUUUGUGCACUGGAUUUUAGUCCUUUGUUACAUUUUGUUCAACCAACUUCAAAUAGCUAAAUCUUAAAACAGAUUAAAUUUGCAAAAACAUGUAUCGGUAUGUAAAACUUAGGCAUUCACUCGACAUAUUUACAAAUGACUGCAUCUAUGUGUUAGAUGACAUAGCAUCUAAGUUCUACCAAGAUGCCGCCAGUACUCAUUUAUAUACUGAUAGAUGGCCUACCAAAUCAUUUAAAUGAGUCUCAGAUUUUUGUUAUCAUCAAAGUGAUUCAAUUAGAUUAUCCUCUUGUUAAAAUACGAUUGAUAAUUAAUUUCAACCCUUUCCAAUACUUGUUAAACAUCCCAGAUCUGUUUACUCAUACAAUCUUGGCGUACAGUGUACACUUUUGAAAUGUAUGCAUUAUAUAUACUGUAUGUUUAUUUUUUACUAUUGAGAUAAUGUAUUGAAUGAUUUUGUGAUGAUGUUGUACGAUUUUAAGAGUUUGAGGGUGAACACGUCUGGCAUCCUCACCUAUCAUUAGGUAGUAAAAUUAUAAAUAAAUACAAUCCUGUUAAAAUUUCAAAUCUUCUCCAGGUUAUAAACUAUGAAGGCAGAUGGUCAGCAAACUUCCGGCCAAGUGAUGACUCUGCCAUCACAAGUGCCACUCGUGUUCUCAAGAUAUUGUACUAUGCCAGCAUGCUUGGAGGACACAUGGACAGCACUGAGCUGGUGGAGGAGGAGAGACGUUUAAAUGACUCAGAAUCACUUCUAGAACUCAUGCAAGGCGCUUUUGGCUAUGAACCUAAAGAAUCAUCUCCUGUGAAGGAAGAUCCCCUUGGAAAAGAAGUGGGGGUUCAAGUCAUUAAUUGCAGGGAACCCCUUAUACCUUAUGAGGACUUUAUCAAUGAACCACUCAAUGACAACUUAGACAUAGGUGUGGACUACACCAACCACAGGCUAGAACCAGAGAACAAGUUUUCUUUUGUGCCCUACUGUUUCAUACUAACAACGGCGUCGAAGCACACCAGCAUGUACUAUGACAACCGCAUCCGCAUGCUGCAUGAACGGAGAACAGCAUUUGUACAAACGUUGGUGCACGGUGGACCCCCAAACCCAUUCCUCAGGGUUAGAGUCAGGAGGGACCACAUCAUUGAUGAUGCUCUUGUUAACGUAAGCAAGAUUUGGUUUACUUUCUGCUUUUCUUUCAAAUGAUUUUGUUCUGUCCUCAUUGAUCACUUGCUAAAGCUCAUUGUCAUGUACUAUUCUGAACAGUUGGAGAUGAUUGCUAUGGAGAACCCUAGCGACUUACGCAAACAACUGUUUGUUGAGUUUGAUGGAGAGCAAGGUCUUGAUGAAGGAGGUGUUUCCAAAGAGUUCUUUCAACUAAUAGUUGAGGAAUUGUUCAAUCCUGAUAUAGGUUUGUUCAAAUCAAUCAUAGAAAUAUACAUCUUUCACCAACAAUGAACUUAUAAGUGGUUGAGUGAAAUUUUUGUAAAAAUUUUGUCAACUUUGAAAUGUAUUAUAUCAGAGUAUGUUAUUAAUUACUUAAUGUCUAAACUUUCUUAAAAUAAAAUUUAAACAAUAAUUUUUUGGAAUACUACUUUCAAUUCAUUCAUUAUGCUGACAAUUUUAAAUUGUAUACCAUAAUUGUUUUUAUUUAUGUGUGUGUCAUUGAAGUGUUUGAACCAAUGUUAAUAUUGUUGUGCUAAUUUCUAUUAGGUAUGUUCACAUACAAUGAACAAUCUCAUCACUUUUGGUUCAAUUCUCUGUCGUUUGAAAAUGAUGCACAGUUUACAUUGAUUGGUAUACUUCUUGGAUUAGCCAUCUACAACAGCUGUAUUUUAGACAUACACUUUCCUAUGGUGGUCUAUCGGAAACUCAUGGGCAAAAAAGGAACGUUCAGAGACCUUUAUGAUGUGGAUCCGGUGGGUACAAACUAUUCAAUAUUAUUUUAUGUGCCAUAGUUAUGCUUUCCAAAGAUAAGGCUCAACUCUGAAAUUCUCUAAUUACUUAAUUUGUUUUUUACGGCACAGCAUCUUACAUCAAAGCUCAUUUCAGACCAUAUUGAAUGAGCCCAUGCAGAAAUAUUACUAAUUUUUGUCACUGGCCUUAUAUAGCAGGACAACAGGGUGUCUUUUGCUAAUUCUGAUAUUCAAAUGAUUGCAUUAUGAGCUUUUCUAAUUGAGCUCGCAUGUCUGAAAUAACUCUAUCAAGCUACAUUGAUUUUUGGAAUGAGCGUGUGCAUAGAAAUACCAAACACUUUAUUCUUUUAAAAAAUUGAUUUCAUACCCUCAGACUUUAAUGACAAGUUUAAAAUGACCAACUUUAUAGACUUUAAUGGCAAGUUUAAAAUGACCAACUUUAUAGACUUUAAUGGCAAGUUUAAAAUGACCAACUUUAUAGACUUUAAUGGCAAGUUUAAAAUGACCAACUUUAUAGACUUUAAUGACAAGUUUAAAAUGACCAACUUUAUAGACUUUAAUGGCAAGUUUAAAAUGACCAACUUUAUAGACUUUAAUGGCAAGUUUAAAAUGACCAACUUUAUACCCUCAGACUUUAUUUGCAAGUUUAAAGGAAAUGCUGGAGUAUAAGCUUGAGGAUUUUGAAGAGGUGUUUGAUCAGACUUUCCGGAUUGGGUAUAGUGAUGUGUUUGGUAACAAUCAUACAUAUGAUUUGAAAGAGAAUGGAGAGUCAACAAUGGUCUCUCAGGAAAAUAAACAGGUUAGCUAGUUAUUCUCAAGGCUUACUCUACAAACACAGUUAAGUAAUGCUAGUUAAAGUCCCUUUUUCAAACACAGCCAUAACAUUGGCACUUUCCCUCUCAAUCAAAGAUGUUUAGUUUUGAUAAAAAUCUGUCCUUGUUCAGGAAUUUGUUGACCUCUAUGCCGACUAUUUGCUGAACAAAUCCAUUGACCAGCAGUUUAGAGCCUUCAAACGUGGAUUUCUCAUGGUGACUUCAGAAUCCCCUCUUAAACAGUUGUUCCGUCCAGAAGAAAUUGAAAUGUUGGUUUGUGGGAGUCAGGUAAGUACUGGCUGAGAAUGUGGUAACUGUAAGUCUACGCAUAACUGUACAGAGUACUUUCUAUUUAACAAUUGAAAAGAUAUCUCAUCGUUGUCAACAUUUCUAAACAAAUUUUAGAUCUAAUGAAUUGUUAUCAUUCAAACUUAACUAAAAAAAAAAAGCAUAUAUAGAAAUUUGGGAUUACACAUUUAUACGUGUAUGUAUUGGAUUUGUGGCCACCUUUUUAUGUGUUAAAUAAAAAUUAUUCUAAAUGAAUGUUUUGAACUUAUUUCACCUACUUUAAAUUAAAAAAAAAACUGUUAAAAGAAUGUAGUCCAUACUUAUUUACUAUUUUUGGUCUCAAUUCAUUUCAGCUUUAAGAUAAUUGUUUGAUACACUGAUAGUUUGUGUCUUUUAAUCAAUCUAUUUAAAAUUUAUCACAGGGCAACUGUUUUAUCACUAUUGAAGCUCAUCUUAUCAUUGAAACUCAUCUUAUUAUUGAAACUCCUCUUAUCAUUAUUGAAACUCAUCUUAUCAUUAUUGGGUGCUGGGUGGCCGAGUGGUCUAAACUGAGCAAAUCUCAAGUUGGUGGUCUGGAGUUCAAUUCCAGCUAGAGCAAAAACACCACCAGCACCCCGGGUAGAUGGGACUCGUUAACCUUGGACGGCAACUCAUCUAAGAGAAGGAAACUCUGAAAUCAAACCCGGAGAUGGAGUCCCGAAAGGCGGAUAACAUUGAUACAAUGAAACAUUCCGACAACUCCUGCGACGUCACUGGUGCCAAGCUGUAUCAUCCAAUGAUGUUCCCUUGGGUUACCCAGCGGCGUGGAGAGAGGCGAUUUGCUGUUGGGAACCAGCUUAUAAUCCUUCAAGUAUAAUAAUCCCAGGCUAUGUGGAUUUCGUCCUACGAAGCCCACUCCAUCGUCACAUUGUGACGGACGGAUGCCAGCAAAAAAAAAAAAAAUCUUAUCAUUAUUGAAACUCGUUAUCAUUAUUGAAACUCAUCAUUAUUGAAACUCCUCUUUUCAUUAGUGAAACUCAUUUUAUCAUUUUUGAAACACCUCUUAUCAUUAUUGAAGCUCCUCUUAUCAUUAUUGAAACUCAUGUUACCAUUAUUGAAAUUCCUCAUUCUUUGGACUUCAGAUAUUUGAUUUCCAUGCAUUAGAAGAAGCUACAGAGUAUGAUGGCGGUUUUACAGAUGACUCUGCUACAAUUAGGUAUUACAUCCUGUUAAAACAGAUUACUACUUACACAGUGUAAAGUGUGCGAUAUUGCAGCAAUGUGAAAGUCAAAACUGCGGCUCAGUCAAUAUGUAAAAAAAAAUUUUUUUUUAAAGAAUGUUAUGUUGUAUGUAAUUUUUAAUUGGGAGACAUUAGAGUGAAUUUUUCUGUUGAAACAUUUUUAAUGUGUAUGCCGUCAUGCCGAGACGAAAUAACCAUAUGGCAUGACCUUUGGUCAGUUCUUAAAAAAUGUGAUUAUAAAAUUUUAACAUUGAACUAAGGCUCCUUACAGUAACUCACAUCCUUUGUCUUGACCGUAACUUACACCCCUUGUCUUGUCCGUAACUUACCCCCCUUGUCUUGACCGUAACUUAAACCCUUUGUCUCAACAGAAACUUUUGGACUGUGGUUCAUGCCAUGUCAGAAGAGGAUAAAAAAAAGCUGCUACAGUUUACCACAGGGACAGAUAGGGUACCCGUCGGAGGUCUUUCAAAGCUCAAGAUGAUCAUUGCCAGAAAUGGUCCUGACUCUGACAGGUAAUUCACCCAGUAACAUAGGUUUAUUAGUAUUAUUAUCGUGUACCACUGAAGGGAUGUCCAAUGGUUUUGGCAACUUUUAUUCAGUCCUUGUUGACUAAAGAUUCAAACCAAAAUUAAUUUCUCCUAAUGUAUGUGUGAUUUCUCAUGUGUACAUGUUAUGUCUCAUAUGAACAUGUUAUUUCUGAAAUGUACAUAUUAUUUCUGAUGUUUAUAUUAUUAUUUCUAAUGUUUAAAUAUUUUUCUGUGUACAUAUUAUUUCUAAUGUGUACAUAUUUUAUCUUAUGUGUACAUAUUAUUUCUAAUGUGUAAAUAUUUUUCUGUGUACAAAGUAUUUCUCAUAUGUACAUAUUAUUUCUGAUAUCAUUUCUCAUAUGUACAAACUAUUUGGCCUGUAGUUUUAAAAGGUCAGUGUAAGACUUGACUUUGCCCUGUAGUUUUCAAAGGUCAGUUAAGACUUGACCUUGCCCUGUAGUUUUCAAAGGUCAGUGUAAGACUUGACUUUGCCCUGUAGUUUUCAAAGGUCAGUGUAAGACUUGACUUUGCCUUUCACAAACAAUCCUUAAAAAAAAAAAGAUUCCAGAUAGGCUCAGUUUUAUUUGAUAGUUAAAAAAACAAUUUCAUUAUUGCCUAGAUGGGUUUUAAUUAGAAACAGACUUGGUGGGUGUAUGUAGGUCACACUUGUAUCGCCCAGAUGGGUCUUAAUUAAAAACAGACUUGGUGGAUGUAUGUAGGUCACACUUGUAUCGCCCAGAUGGGUCUUAAUUAGAAACAGACUUGGUGGAUGUAUGAAGGUCAUAUCUGUAUCUCCUACAUGGGUCUUAAUUAGAAACAGACUUAGUGGAUUAUGUAGGUCACACCUGUUACAGUGCUUUAAAUUUAUGCACUAACUUGAGAACCAGGAACAAAUUAAAUGAAAAAAAAAAAAAUGUCAUGCCUAAGUAUUUUAGUAAAAAAAAAACCAACCUUUUGAGGAUCUAUUACAUAACCUUUCCUCUUCAUAUUUAAGGUUUUUGUUGUUUUUAAAUACAUUGAUAUAAACAUAAGGUUCAGCUAAUGAAGGCAAAUUUGUAUUUAUUUACAGAAAAAAAAAAAUUAGUUUUAUAUUUCAUGAGGCUUCUAAGUUAUAAUAUUUAGAAAGAAUGAAUUGAUCAUUUUGCUACUCCGAUAGAAAGCUUGGAUUAAUAGUGAACAAUUUUGAAAUGAUGCAGUUAUUUUUAAACAAAAUUGCAAUGGUCACUAGUUGCCGAUUGAAUGCUAAAAUUGUUUUUUCAGACUGCCCACAUCCCACACUUGCUUCAACGUGCUACUGCUCCCAGAAUACCCCACUGUGGAGAAACUCCAGGACAGAUUGUUGAAAGCCAUUAACUACUCCAAAGGCUUUGGAAUGCUGUGAUCUUUGUGUUUGGAACCUUGAUUAUUUAAUUGAAACUUGUUUCUUGCUUGUAAUGUUAAUCUCCUCGUGUCUCAAAUUCACGAGUGUCCACAUUGCUCAUGUUAGUCAAAUCUGUUCAUUUUUUUUUGUGUGGAAGAGUUUGUUCCUCUCUUAUGCAUCUUUCAUUUUUCAAUUGUAUUUUAAUUUUUUUGAAGGGUUUUAACAUAAUUUUUUUCCCCUGCCUGCUUGCAGAUUAAGGGGGCAAAAAAAUGGAGGAAAAAAAUUCAGAAAUUACACUGGUGCAAAUGAUCUAGAGAGUCUACUGGAUUAGUCAUUGCCUGUACACAACUCUCUCUUAAAUGAGUUUUGCUGUUCUUUAUUAAUUAAUAUACACAGCAUGCUGAAAUAUAAACAAAUAAGAGAAAAAAUAGAAUCAGUUAAAAAAAAUUAACUCUUGAUUUCAGUCCUUGUUCCUUGGUUAAAAUUGUGAAAAUAAAUAAAAUAAAAUUAUAUAAAUGAUGGAAAAGAUGUGCCAUCUUUGUCACUAUAAAGUAUAUUUUUAAUGUACCGGUACUGUAUGUAACUUUUAAUAUUUUGAAGCUGUUUGGAAUGAGUCCAAAUUCUUUGAAACAAAUAAUAAAAACAAAGUGACGAUGUAGUCUGCUCAGUCGAAAGCUGCCAAACUGACGAUGUAGUCUACUCAGUGGAAAGCUGUCACCAAGCCAAAUACUAUUCAAUAAAUAUGUUUGAGUACUUAUGGUGUGGAUUUAUCAAAAUUAUGUGUCAUCAGUCUAACAGUUUCUACUGUCUAACAGUGUCUACAGUCUAACAGUGUCUACAGUCUAACAGUUUUUACUGUCUAACAGUGUCUACAGUCUAAUAGUGUCUACAGUCUAACAGUGUCUACUGUCUAAAAGUGUCUACUGUCUAACAGUGUCUACAGUCUAACAGUGUCUACUGUCUAACAGUGUCUACAGUCUAACAGUGUCUACAGUCUAACUGUCUACUGUCUAACAGUGUCUACAGUCUAAUAGUGUCUACAGUCUAAUAGUGUUUAACAGUGUCUACAGUCUUUUAACAGUGUCCUUUCUUUUCAGGAAAAUUAGGGAAGGGAAGUAAGCAAAAUUGUCUGACUGAAGUUGUUGCUGGACCUUAUCAGUAAUAUCAGUAGCUUUCAGACUUUAAACCUGCACACAGAAAGUCUGAGAAAGUGACUUAGUUUAAAACUAUCAUUUUAAAGUUUUCUUACCCUGGCAAAAGCAAACCACUACUAAUUUGCCAAAAGUUGGAAUUUAAAAAAAAAUUAAAUUAAAAGAUAAGACAUAUCUAUGGAAAUGGAAGCUCAUCAGUUGUAGGUUAGCCCAUCAGUUGUAGGUAGCUUAUCAGUUGUAGGUAGCUCAUCAGUUGUAGGUAGCCUAUCAGUUGUAGGUAGCUUAUCAGUUGAAGGUAAAAAUGUUGCUUUUUAAAUCCAAUUCCUUUGUUUCAGAAAUACCGAGCUGUUUGCAAUAGUUAUUUUAUAUCUUUAAGUUAAAAAAAAAAAGUAAACAUUUUUGCUGAUUUUUUUCUCUCUAGAAGAUAACCUACUGCCUGCAUUACCCCCUAACCCUGUGAAACAAUGGAAUAGUAUCUAAACUAGUGUCCCGAGCUUGACCUGGCUGGGACUUGAGUUGCAAUCUGGUCCUAUGUUGUAGAUAUGCUGAAUGCCACGGCCCAACCCAGGGAACUUCUUGCCAAAGUACAAGAUAGGGUCGUGAAGAAAGAUUAAGCCUAGCCUGCAGCUUGUGCACCUCCCCCACCCCUGUGUGGAUUAGAAUAACCUUAAUUUUUUUGUCAAGAGCUACUCAUUCAAUACUAAAGUACAGAUGUGAAACCACUGUGUGGCAACUAGUCCUCUAUCACAGAAAAUAUGCUCUUAGAGUACUACUUCCUUGUUACCACUAUUACUUACUAAUGACCCAGUAUCCCACAAGGUGUUUGAUUUACUUGAAGGUUCAAAUACUGUGGUGAGAGAUUGACUACCGGCACCUUAAACUGAUGUUAAUGAGAGAAAUGUCAAGGCUGAUGAAGUGCAAAGGUGAAUUUUUUUUCUUUCCUAUCCAGAGAAGCAAAAUGAAAACUUGAAUUAUUUGAUGUUACGGAUGCUACGGAUGUUACAGAUGCUACGACACUUAGAGCACUGGUUUUCAUAAACCGAGGCAGAAUGGCAUACAUCCAUGAUGCAGUACCCGUAGAUGAAACAAGUUAAGCAAAUUGAAGUAUGCUAACAUGUUCUUACUCUCCAAACCAAAGCGUGCUGUCAUAGAAUUCUGCCAUCUUUAGAUUAAACUUCAGCUGCUGGUUUCAGUGCAUAGAGCCCACCAAAUAUGUCACAACAGAUUGUGGAAGAGGUCACCAUCUAUUUCAUGAUUAGCUAAGCCCAUAGAGCCCACAAAAUAUGUCACAAUAGAUUGUGGAAGAUGUCACCAUCUAUUUCAUGAUUAGCUAAGCCCCUAGAGCCCACAAAAUAUGUCACAAUAGAUUGUGGAAGAUGUCACCAUCUAUAUCAUGAUUAGCUAAGCCCAUAGAGCCCACAAAAUAUGUCACAAUAGAUUGUGGAAGAUGUCACCAUCUAUUUCAUGAUUAGCUAAGCCCAUAGAGCCCACAAAAUAUGUCACAACAGAUUGUGGAAGAUGUCACAAUAGAUUGUGGAAGAUGUCACAAUAGAUUGUGGAAGAUGUCACAAUAGAUUGUGGAAGAUGUCACCAUCUAUUUCAUGAUUAGCUAAGCCCAUAGAGC